GGACCAUGAAAGGGAGGAAGGAGGAUGCAGGUCUGGCAUUUCAGCUGCAGAGUGGUUCCAGUACUAGCUCUAUAAGGAACAACUGUUCAGUUCCAGCACAGUGCAUUAUGGCUCAGUGGUGGAAUAUGGCCCUGCUACUGCUAUGGAUGUUGAUCUUUGCUCACCUAGAGCUUCUGGAUGCUUUUGAGUGCCCCCUGAGUUGUACCUGUUCUUACACAGAGCGGUUCAUAGGCUGCUCCAACGCCAGCUUGUCUUCUGUGCCCACUGGCCUCCCACAUUUCACCACAGAGCUGGACUUGCGCUUCAAUCACUUUGACCGUCUGCCAGCAACUUCAUUCCCAGGUUUACCCGAACUCACCAGCCUUUACCUUGGAAGCAGCAGAGUGCACCGAAUUGAGCCAGGAACAUUUCAGGGCAUGACGAAUUUGCACCAUCUCUAUCUGGACAACAAUCUCCUGGAAGAGAUCCCAGUGGGGACCUUUGAAAAUCUGACCAAUCUUGUUUUUCUGCAUCUGCAACACAACUGUAUUACUUCUCUUUCACCAGGUGCAUUUUCUCCUCUGAAACGGCUGAGUGUCCUGUACUUAAGCCACAACCUCUUGACUGAACUUUCAGACGUGGGCUUUAGUGGUCUCCAGCAGCUUUACCAACUUCACCUCAGUGCUAACCUUAUUGUCAACUUGUCAGCCAAGGCCCUGCCACGUAAUUUGCGCACCCUCUUCCUGGAUUGGAACAGGCUGAAGAGCGUGCCAGUUGCAAUUGGCAAUUCUGCCCGACUCUCUGUCCUUCAUCUCAGUGGAAACCCCAUCAAGGAGUUCACGUCGCUCUCCUCUGGGAGGAAGCUCGGCUCCUUGAAGGAGCUCUUCUUAGAAAGCCUGGACCUGGAGGAUGCUUCCAGCUUAAGCUUCAAAAGGCUGCGCAGGCUUGAAGUUUUGAGUUUAAGGAACAAUAGCUUAGAGUCAUUGCCCUCUCUCUCAUCGCUGAAGUAUCUCUCUACGUUGUAUCUGACUGGGAACAAGUGGUGUUGUGACUGCAACUUGAUCUGGCUUCGUACCUGGCAGAAGAAAGUGAAGAAAGAAGACCGCAGCCCUGUGGAGUGCAGUUCCCCAAGUGCUCUUCAUGGACAACAACUGGUGAAUGUAGAGUUACAAAAAUUGACUUGUCCACCUUUCCACACUGUGCCUGACUCAGUCACUUCAUCUGCAAAUAUGCUGAAGGCCGAAAGUACAACUAGUGAGGAACUUUCAACCACAAUUGCUAUCACGUUUCCUAUUACAGUUCCUACUACUCCGAUUACCAACACAAUGACCUCCACAGCAGGACCAACUGCUCACAAUGAUGCCACCAUAAAACCAACCACCUAUAAUAAUCGUAAUGGACUGGAGAACCAUGAUCCUUGCCUCUCUGACCAUAUUAGUAACAUCAGCACAAGGUCAAAAGGGAACACUGUCCUCGAGGUUACAUGGUCUUUCUCUGGAGAUCACGACCAGUUUGAAAUACGAUGCACGUCUUCUGUGGAUCAGCAUAUCCUGCGAGUAAUUGGUAGAUUAACAGAAGUUGAGCUUCACCAUCUGCAACCAGGGACAAAUUACAGAGUUUGUGUUAUUCCCCAAAAUGAGAACCUUUUGGAGUGCGAGGCUCCCGCAGCCCAGCAAUGCACAUCGGGGCACACUGCUACCCACACUCCGUCUCAGCACUUCAACUUAGUCCUGGGAAUUAGUGUUAGUUUUACAGUUCUGGUACUGAUAGCCCUGGCCGCCUUUGCCUCUUACAGGUGGUGGCUCCGACCGAUCCAGUUUCAGCGCUACUACAAUGAAGACAGACAGCUUUCUCAGCACCAUGGCAUUGCACAGUUCAAGGUAACCAAAGAGGAGCCAGUUUACGAGAGCUUAGAGGACGAUCAGCAUAUAUAUAUGACAGCUGCCAGUCAAUGGCCUGAAGAGAAUAUAGACUGCAGACCUAUUUCGCCAUCCAGAUUUCCAUCCACACCAACCUAUGUGAGCCUCUGAUUUAAAAGAAAAGAAAAUUUGAAGUCUUUAAGCUCAUUUACAUAAAUGACUAGGAGUUACAAUGCACAAAACCUCAAAAGACCAGAGUGAAGAGAGGGGGCCAGGAGGACAGUUCCACCUUGUCUCCUGCACUGUUCUAAUAAUAUAAUAUAUUGUAUAUACAUAUAAUAUUGAUAAUAUUAUAAUGUAAUACAAUAUCAUACUAAUAAUUAUAUAUUUUAUAUUACAUGUAAUAUUAAUAAUAUUGCAGUAUAAUGGUAAAAAAAAGACG
Anolis sagrei ordinatus is the source of this 2280-nucleotide messenger RNA. Its product is annotated as chondroadherin-like. Gene Ontology annotation, molecular function: protein binding. Gene Ontology annotation, cellular component: plasma membrane. The record is from RefSeq and is a predicted model, not a curated record. NCBI's taxonomy places the organism in Eukaryota, Metazoa, Chordata, Lepidosauria, Squamata, Anolidae.